CACCUGUUCGACAGCGGCGCAUGAGAUGGCAUCCUUCCACGCACCUGUGAUGCACAGUGUGUCAGAAUGCCUCCGUCUGCGCGACUGACAUCUUCAGUUCAUGGUUCUGUCUGCGUAACCGCCAGCUCUGAUCGAGAACAGGAAAUUCUUUCUGUCAGUUGAUUGUGAAAAGGUUCUGGAACGUUUGCUGUUUUCAGAAGAGCAAUGAGCUGCAAACGCACUCUCCUAUUUCUGUUCCUCUGUGGCUUUGCUGCUCUCUCUGUUUCGGUGAAAUGUACAUCAGAGCUACUAGAGGGAACAUCCUGCACCAUCGAUCUAUCGUCAAAAAACAUUGAUAAAUCUAAAGAGGUCAAAUGGGUCCAUCUCUCCAGUGAGUUAGUGAUUCACAGAAGAAAUGGGAAGAUCAGGGCAGACUCUCUCAGUGGAACAAAAAUAGAAGACAAUGGGUCACUAACAUUUCAGAGUGUUAGUCUGAAGAACACCGGCAAAUAUAAAUACAGUUUUUAUGAUACUAAAGGUACGGAGACAAGCGGAGAAGAGGAAAUUAAAGUUUUUGCAAAGGCUCCUAAACCUACCGUGAGGAUCGACUGCAAAGAUGGUCUUAAACUCAUCUGUGAUGCUGGGAACCGUACAGAUCUGUCUGUAUCCUGGUAUAAAGAAGCCAAAAGCAUGAAUAUUGGAGAACUGAGCUUGAAAUCUGAUCAAGUAGAGGCGAAUAAACCGUACUCAUGCAGAGUAAGCAAUACGGUCAGCAACGAGGAAAGUAACAGCGUUACACCAUCAUGUAAAGAUGCAGGUACAGGCGCUCCAGGUGAAGCCCUGUUUCCUUCUACACUCUUUGGCUUUGAUUUCUGGAUCAUGGUGAGCAUUUUAGCGGGCGGCGGAGCCCUUCUGCUGCUGCUGAUAUGCGUCCUCAUCAUCUGUGCAUGUCGAAGCUGCAGAGAAAAGACGAAGCAGGAACAAGAUGAAGAUGAGCUGAGGCUGAGGGUUUUGCAAGAUCAAAACGGCGCGGCCAGGUCCAAACACACUGCUAGGGGGCAACCGGCGCCCCCCAUCCCGCUAGAAGACCCAUGUUCACAGACCCCAGCCCAGUCCCAGGCUCAGCCCAAAGCCCAGACCCGCGGUCGACCUCCACCCCCGCCCGAGGACGACGAGGACAACCCUCCACCCUUACCUCGACCGAGGAAUAAACAACACCGCAAGAGACACGAAGAGCCGUACCGACUGAUGGAGUGAGACGCUCGUAUGUUCACUGAAGGACCAUUUCAAUGAGCCAUACACCUUAUGAAGAAUGUCAAGACGGUUCUCGCGUACAUACAGCCAAAAGAAAUGGUCGUUUAUACUUAAAGCUCCUUAAACAAAAGUCCUUAAAACUUUUUCUGAGAAUGAUUUUUGUAAAGACUUACAAUGCAAUGUACAGUAUUCCAGUGUUGGGGAAAGUUACUUUUAAAUGUAGUGCGUUAAAAUAUUGCAUUACUCCAUAAAAAAAGCAACUAAUUAUGCCACUUAGUUUAUGGAAAGUAAUGCAUCGCUUUGCUUUUGCGUUACUUUUUAAAUGCGAGCGAGGCUUGGCUGUGUGUUUUUAAUAUGAGAAGCUCUAUUCAUAGCUAAUGUAGACCAAAACGUGUAACAAAAAAACCUAGGCUGAAGGAAAAGUCUUUACAGUAGAAUGCAGGAGAAGAAGGUUCAGCGCUCUUCAGCAUUUAAAAACAAUAAAGCCAAAUUGAUAGUUUAUUUUUGCUAAUUAGUAUGGUUGCAUUGGAUCGUCGAAGAUCAGCAGCAAAGACAUUUAUUUAAUAAAAUGGGAUUCGAUAUUUGCCUAAUAUCUAAUCCCGUUUUAUUAGAUAAACCUUUGAUAUGCUACCAUAUUUGAUUUUUUUUUUUACUAUUUUUUACAGUUUUAAUACAUUUUUUAUAUAAAGAGAUUAGUCCUGUACAAACAUCAUGUCUACAUUAUUUGCAUUAUAAUAUAUAGAACUGAAAACCCAGCUAAAACCACCCUAGGCUGGUUGGCUGGUCUCAGCUGGUUUUAGCUGGUCUGACAAAAGCCAGGGUGGUUUUAGCUGGGUUUUUUCGGCAAGGUAGGCUAAAUGAAGACAAAGAAGUAACUCUUGUAAAUAGUAUACUUCAAUAAAAGUCAAAAUAUUUAUUGCAUUUUUCUUUUUCGUGUCUUUCUAUAUGCAGUAAGAAAUAAACUCUUUAAAAACAUGCUGUAAGGAAUAAACUCUACUUUCAAGUAGGUCACUUAGAUUUCUGUAUAUAACAUUUAUAGACCGUAAUAUCGGUGCGAUCUUGCGUUAUUUCCUUGUGUUUGCUUGGCUGUUUGUCGUCGGCCAGUCUUUCUGUUGUGAAGCCAUGCCGUGUUUAACCUCGUGCCACCGAUCCACCAUGCAGUGCAUGCUCACCCACAGACGCGUGAAAACAGCUGUGACGCCACGACUAUAAUGCAAUUCAAAUCUGUGUAAAGAAAAGUUGAAAUGACAAAAAAAAUGCCUUUUUAUAUAAAUUUUGCAUUUGUUAAUGAUUCAGGGUUGCAUUUAGAGCACAUUUCCAACAUAACAGAGCAUUAACUUUUAGCAGCAGACCGUGGAUAUUUAACGUAAUAAAAAAAUACGUGCAUGUAUUAAUAAAAUUAAAACGUGCCAGGGUUCACAUAUUGAACCCGUGUUUUAGCUCCACUCAGUGGACGUUUGUCUUUGAAACUGUGGAGAAACGUGCAGAAAGGCAUGUAAAAACGGUGACCAGGUUUUUAUAAACAGAUAACGUCAAAUAAACACAAAAACUCAUAAAUGGACAUUGGCGCGUCUAUGCAACGCGAUUGGUUCGAUUAUUUAGGAUACUAUCAAUAUGCAUUUUCAUGAGACCGGGCUCUUUAAAUCACGGUCAGGGUCGGUUUCCAGGGAAAUGUCUGAUUAAUGCAUGUCAUAUACUCGGGAAUAAAGAAAAGCAACCAGAAGUCAGAAUAUUACUGUAAUAUCGUAUAUAAUAAGUGGGUUUAGCUUGAAGAAAAGCAAAAAGUGAACGCUAAACUAAACUGAAACACUUUUCAUUAAAUCACAUUCAGUGUGCACUGGCUAGAAUCACGAAACAAUGUUUAUGUUGGCAACGAUGCAAAGCUCGAAAGCAGUUGCUGCUUUGAUCUGUCUGUGAUGGAAGCCGGUUCAUGCCAUUGAAUAAAAAGGGAAUUGUGAGGGUUUUCACGACACAAUCUGCCCAAGCGCAACUCGAGUGAUCAAAACAACGUUACGCCGCGAGUAUCUGCUAGAGAUGUCUAACUUUUAAAUAAUAGAAUACAGUGAAUAGCAAAGUCUGUUUGUGAAGCGAACGUGAGUAUAUGACGGCUGGAUUUAAAUUUUCAGACUAAUUAUUUUACAGGCUCACUACCCUGCUGAAAACACCCCCCAGCUAAAACCAGCCUAGGCUGCUUGGCUGGUUUUAACUGGUCUCCCAGCCUGGUCUUAGCAGGUUUAAGCUGGUCGGCAGGCUGGUUUUAGAGUUUGUUCACAUUUCCGGUCUGCCAGCCGGAAGACAACUAGCUAAAACCAGCUGCUUCCAGCUUAAACCACCUAAGACCAGCCAACAAGCCCAGGCUGGUUUUAGCUGUUUUUUCAGCAGGGUAAGCAGCCUGUUGUCUCUCAGGUCUUAAAACUUGUAAAAUAAGAUUAUAUUAACCAUUAUUAUAUUUAUUUAUUAACCCGACAGUUUGUAAUUUUAACAGAAGCAGCUUUGAAUGUAGCUUAUGCUUAAUGUCGCUUUUUAUGGACGCAAAGUAUCUCAAAGUUUUGUAGAAAACGAAAGCAUGAGCCGAAUGAGCCAUUCUUCCUUUUGUGUGUUUAUUUUCUUUCACCAUAAAAGGGAAAAAAAAUAUAAUCAUUUAUAUAUUUGAAAGUUUGAGCACCUAUCGUCCGUUUUCAGUUCAAAGUUUUCGGUUCGUUCUUUUGCAUUACUUCCCCAUUAAG
Puntigrus tetrazona (Sumatra barb) is the source of this 3959-nucleotide messenger RNA. RefSeq names its product T-cell surface antigen CD2. The record is from RefSeq and is a predicted model, not a curated record. Lineage: Eukaryota; Metazoa; Chordata; Actinopteri; Cypriniformes; Cyprinidae. The transcript has 5 exons. Bases 205 to 1236 code for a protein of 343 amino acids.